Molecule: messenger RNA, 1419 nt
Organism: Glarea lozoyensis ATCC 20868
Lineage: Eukaryota; Fungi; Ascomycota; Leotiomycetes; Helotiales; Helotiaceae
Exons: 2
Coding region: 1-1419 (472 amino acids)
Source: RefSeq, a predicted model, not a curated record
AUGUGCCAAAUUAAACCUUUUACACUGUCAUGUUGCGGUCUUCUGUCUUGGGACAUAGAACGUACGCCCAGCUGCCCGGCAUCGUGGGGUAAAGAGAGAUGCCCAGGAGACUUGUGUAUCGUAGUCGCCCCAUCCGACCUCCAGCAAAGAGACACCGGAGGGUGCUGGAGGUGCAAGAACAUGCCACAUCUUCAACCGCACUUCAACUUUGCGAAAACAACGCUUGGUUUGCAGGAGAGAACUCCCCAAGAGAGAAGACGUGAGAUCGAGGCGGCCGGUGCAUGUUGUUCUUGCCAAAGCACAUACGGCUGUGGGACGUGUGGAUCGAAGCGGCCUGAUGCACGGGAGGCUCUGGGAGAAGCUUUGGAAACUGUUUCGGAAGCAUCACCUGCGAUGGGACGUUCGACAUAUUCGGCACAGCGACAUAAGAAGACUCACGCACGGCCGGAGUCACUUUAUGACGUGAAGAAGAGAGCCAAGGGAAAGGGAAAAGAAAUCAAGAAAGAGUCUACUACAAGGACCACCAGAUCAGCGAGCCUCAGAACCCCUGGGAGAGUUACCAAACCAUAUAACCACUCUCCACGAGCAAGACCAAAUUCCGUUUCAUCUAACAGCUCAUUUUACGACAUCUCCAGCCCUCCUGGAUUCCCACCUUCCGGUCCAGGCGCCUUGCCUUCUCCUGCCGGUUCCGAAAACUUCAUCCAGAGCCCGUUUGGGGCCAACAAUACAUCUUCUCCCAUGUAUCCGAAUCAGCCUACACCUUCACAAAGCCAUUUGCAAGUCGACCAUCACUCUUUCCACGGGAUGAGCCACGCCGGGUAUGCAGCCAAUCUGCCGACAACGCGAAGCACUGCCAACAAUGGUUCUUCUAGACAGUUUCAUUCACCGCCCCAUCAGCCACAUACAAGUAGUCCUCUGACGAAGAUGGAGAGUAGUCCAAAAACGAGCGCAUAUCCUCAACAUCGCAGCCCCAAGCUAGGCUCCCCUUUCCAUAGCAAUAUGCAGACUCCUCAAGACUCUCCACCAAACAACGACUAUUUCGCCAGUCAUCUACCCGGUAGUAAUAACUUGAUGGAAGAGGACAUAGCCGAACCGAACCAGUUUCACCAGCAUUACCCUCAGAAUGAAGCAAUAGCAGCCAACUUUGACCACUCGCAAGAUGUGGCUGAUUCAGCUUUUGUUUCUCACCAUGGGCUACCAUACGACAUGAAUAGCGUCACUUCCAUGCAGCAAAGUCCGUCCGGCUAUCACGAUUUCACGCCCGACUGGAAUGGCCAAUUUGUUAGACAUGAAGGCAACUCCCAGACUAACGAUCAGCUGUUUCAGUCGACAACUCCCCAUGAAACGGUUAAAGACGACGAGCAGCGACAUCUCGAGGGCUAUCCAGAGCUUCCUAAGUCUCAGAAUAACUACGCAUAA